GCGGCCGUGGCCGGUCCGGGCGGGCGGCGGCGGCGGGUGCUCGGAGCCGGGCGGGGCGGCGGCGUUGGCGGCGGCGGCGGCGCGGGGACGCGCGCUGUCUCUUUAAGGGAGCUCGGUCUGGGGUGGCGCUUUCCUCCGCGAAGGCUCCUUUGAUAUUAAUAGUGUUGGUGUCUUGAAACUGACGUAAUGCGCGGAGACUGAGGUCCUGACAAGCGAUAACAUUUCUGAUAAAGACCCGAUCUCACUGCAAUCUUAAGCGUCCUCUUUUUUGGUGCUGCUCCUUUCUCCAGACCCCGCGUCCUCUCGAUCGCUCUCUCGCCUUCCUAAUUUUUUUUUUUUAAACAAAAAACAACACCCCCCCUCCCCUCUCCCACCCGGCACCCGGCACAUCCUUGCUCUAUUUCCUUUCUCUUUCUCUCGCUCUUUCUCUCUUUUUUUAUAAGGGGGGGGGAGGGAAGGGAAAGGGGGGGAGGCAGGAAAGACCUUUUUCUCCCCCCCCCCCAAUAAUCCAAGAUCAACUCUGCAAACAACAGAAGACGGUUCAUGGCUCUGGCCGCCGCGCCACCAUCUUUCGGGCUGCCGAGGGUGUUCUUGACGAUUAAUCAACAGGCCUCAGAAUUGAUACUAUGAAAGUGAGUAAGAGCGAUGGAUCUUAAUGAUGAAUCCAAAUUAUGGUAGCAUAUUCAUCCUUAUCCUAUUUUGGAAAAUCACAGCUAGAGUUUUAAGUGAGAUGUACAGAUCAGCUCUCAAAAUGUCUUCUGUGUCUUCUGAGCGUCUUCUAAGACAAUUGCAUUAACCCUCCUGCUAGUUGACUAAUAGAAUUAAUAAUUGUAAAAAAAGCACUCUAAAGCCACAUGCCUUAUGAAGUCAAUGCUGGGUAUGAUUUUACAAAUAUGGUCCGGAAAAAGAACCCCCCUCUGAGAAACAUUGCUAGUGAAGGCGAGGGCCAGACCCUGGAGCCUGUCGGUACAGAAAGCAAGGGAUCUGGAAAGAACAAAGAAUUUUCUGUAGAUCAGAUGUCAGAAAACACGGAUCAGAGUGAUGCUGCAGAACUAAAUAAUAAGGAGGAACAUAGCUUGCAUGUCCAAGAUCCGUCUUCCAGCAGUAAGAAGGACUUAAAAAGCGCAAUCCUGAGUGAGAAGGCUGGCUUCAAUUAUGAAAGCCCCAGUAAGGGAGGAAACCUUCCCUCCUAUCCACAUGAUGAGGUGACAGAGAGAAAUAUGUUGGCUUUCUCAUCUCCAGCUGCUGGGGGAGUCUGUGAGCCCUUGAAGUCUCCUCAAAGAGCAGAGGCAGAUGACCCUCAAGAUAUGGCCUGCACCCCAUCAGGGGACUCCUUGGAGACAAAGGAAGAUCAGAAGAUGUCACCGAAGGCUACGGAGGAAACAGGGCAAGCGCAGAGUGGUCAAGCCAAUUGUCAAGGCUCAAGCCCAGUUUCAGUGGCCUCAAAAAACCCACAAGUGCCUUCAGAUGGGGGUGUGAGACUGAAUAAAUCGAAAACCGACUUACUGGUAAAUGACAACCCAGACCCGGCACCUCUGUCUCCAGAGCUUCAGGACUUUAAAUGCAAUAUCUGUGGAUAUGGUUACUAUGGCAACGACCCCACAGAUCUGAUUAAGCACUUCCGAAAGUAUCACUUAGGACUGCAUAACCGCACCAGGCAGGAUGCUGAGCUGGACAGCAAAAUCUUGGCCCUUCAUAACAUGGUGCAGUUCAGCCAUUCCAAAGACUUCCAGAAAGUCAACCGUUCCGUGCUUUCUGGUGUGCUGCAGGAUAUCAAUUCCUCAAGGCCUGUUUUACUAAAUGGGACCUAUGAUGUACAGGUUACUUCAGGUGGAACAUUCAUUGGCAUUGGACGGAAAACACCAGACUGCCAAGGAAACACCAAGUACUUCCGCUGUAAAUUCUGCAAUUUCACUUAUAUGGGCAACUCAUCAACGGAACUAGAACAACAUUUUCUUCAGACUCACCCGAACAAAAUAAAAGCUUCUCUCCCCUCCUCUGAGGGUGCAAAACCUUCGGAGAAGAACUCUAACAAAUCCAUCCCUGCACUUCGGUCCAGUGAUUCCGGAGACUUGGGAAAGUGGCAGGACAAGAUGACAGUCAAGGCAGGAGAUGACACGCCUGUUGGUUACUCGGUGCCCAUCAAACCCCUUGAUUCAAGACAAAAUGGUACAGAGGCCACCAGUUACUACUGGUGUAAAUUUUGUAGUUUCAGCUGCGAGUCAUCAAGCUCACUUAAGCUACUAGAACAUUAUGGCAAGCAGCAUGGAGGAGCACAGUCAGGUGGCCUUAACCCAGAAUUGAAUGACAAGCUGUCCAGGGGCUCUGUCAUUAAUCAGAAUGAUCUAGCCAAAAGUGCAGAAGGGGAGCCAAUGACCAAGGCAGACAAGGGCUCUAGUGGGGCGAAGAAGAAGGACUUCUCCAGCAAGGGAGCAGAGGAUAAUAUGGUCACGAGCUACAAUUGUCAGUUCUGCGACUUCAGAUAUUCCAAAAGCCAUGGCCCCGACGUUAUUGUCGUGGGGCCACUUCUCCGUCAUUAUCAACAGCUCCAUAACAUUCAUAAGUGUACCAUUAAACACUGUCCCUUCUGUCCCAGAGGCCUUUGCAGCCCAGAAAAGCACCUUGGAGAAAUUACUUAUCCAUUUGCUUGUAGGAAAAGUAAUUGCUCCCACUGUGCGCUCUUGCUUUUGCACUUGUCUCCGGGGGCGGCCGGAAGCUCAAGAGUCAAACACCAGUGCCACCAAUGUUCCUUCUCCACCCCCGACGUGGACGUGCUCCUCUUUCAUUACGAGAGCGUGCAUGAGUCCCAAGCAUCGGACGUCAAACAAGAAGGCAAUCACCUGCAAGGAUCGGAUGGGCAGCCGGCUGUCAAGGAAAGCAAAGAACACUCAUGUACCAAAUGUGAUUUCAUUACCCAGGUGGAAGAAGAGAUUUCCCGACACUACAGGAGAGCACACAGCUGCUACAAAUGCCGUCAAUGCAGUUUUACAGCUGCCGAGACUCAGUCACUACUGGAGCACUUCAACACUGUUCACUGCCAGGAACAGGACAGCACUACAGCCAACGGCGAAGAGGACGGGCAUGCCGUGUCCACCAUCAAGGAGGAGCCCAAGAUUGACCUCAAGGUCUACAGUCUGCUCAAUCCAGACUCUAAAAUGGGAGAGCCGGUUGCUGAGAGUGUGGUGAAGAGGGAGAAGCUAGAAGAGAAGGACGGGCUGAAAGAAAAAGCUUGGGCUGAGAGUUCAAGUGAUGACCUUCGCAGCGUGACUUGGAGAGGGGCGGACAUCCUACGGGGCAGUCCAUCCUAUACCCAAGCAAGCCUGGGGCUUCUGACCCCUGUGUCCGGCCCCCAAGAGCAGACAAAGACUUUAAGGGAUAGCCCCAACGUAGAGGCUGCCCACCUGGCGCGCCCUAUUUAUGGCUUGGCUGUGGAGACCAAGGGCUUCCUGCAGGGGGUGCCUGCAGGCGGAGAGAAGGCUGGCGCCCUCACCCAGCAGUAUCCUGCAUCCGGAGAAAACAAGUCCAAGGAUGAAUCCCAGUCCCUGUUACGGAGGCGUAGAGGCUCGGGUGUUUUUUGUGCCAAUUGCUUGACCACAAAGACCUCUCUCUGGCGAAAGAAUGCAAAUGGCGGAUAUGUAUGCAAUGCGUGUGGCCUCUACCAGAAGCUUCACUCGACUCCCAGGCCUUUAAACAUCAUUAAACAAAACAACGGUGAGCAGAUUAUUAGGAGAAGAACAAGAAAGCGCCUUAACCCUGAGGCACUUCAGGCCGAGCAGCUCAACAAACAGCAGAGGGCCGGCAGUGAAGAGCAAGCCAAUGGCAGCCCCUUAGAGAGGCGCUCAGACGAUCACUUAACUGAAGGUCACCAGCGAGAAAUUCCGCUCCCCAGCCUGAGUAAAUACGAAGCCCAGGGUUCAUUGACUAAAAGCCAUUCUGCUCAGCAGCCAGUCUUGGUCAGCCAAACUCUGGAUAUUCACAAAAGGAUGCAACCUUUGCACAUUCAGAUAAAAAGUCCUCAGGAAAGUACUGGAGACCCAGGAAAUAGUUCAUCGGUAUCUGAAGGGAAAGGAAGUUCUGAGAGAGGCAGUCCCAUAGAAAAGUACAUGAGACCCGCGAAGCACCCAAAUUAUUCACCACCAGGCAGCCCUAUUGAAAAGUACCAGUACCCCCUUUUUGGACUUCCCUUUGUACAUAAUGACUUCCAGAGUGAAGCUGAUUGGCUGCGGUUCUGGAGUAAAUAUAAGCUCUCCGUUCCUGGGAAUCCGCACUACUUGAGUCACGUGCCUGGCCUACCAAAUCCUUGCCAAAACUAUGUGCCUUACCCCACCUUCAAUCUGCCUCCUCACUUUUCAGCUGUUGGAUCAGACAAUGACAUUCCUCUAGAUUUGGCGAUCAAGCAUUCCAGACCUGGGCCAACUGCAAACGGGGCCUCCAAGGAGAAAACGAAGGCACCGUCAAAUGUAAAGAAUGAAGGUCCCUUGAAUGGAGUAAAAACAGAGAAAGUUGAUAGAAGUACUCAAGAUGAACUUUCAACAAAAUGUGUGCACUGUGGCAUUGUCUUUCUGGAUGAAGUGAUGUAUGCUUUGCAUAUGAGUUGCCAUGGUGACAGUGGACCUUUCCAGUGCAGCAUAUGCCAGCAUCUUUGCACGGACAAAUAUGACUUCACAACUCAUAUCCAGAGGGGCCUGCAUAGGAACAAUGCACAAGUGGAAAAAAAUGGAAAACCUAAAGAGUAAAACCUUAGCACUUAGCACAAUUAAAUAGAAAUAGGUUUUCUUGAUGGGAAUUCAAUAGCUUGUAAUGUCUUAUGAAGACCUAUUUAAAAAAAAAAAAAACUUCAUAGAGCCUGCCUUAUCCAACAUGAAAUUCCCUUCUUUUAUUAUUCUUUCUUUUGAUGAGUAGGUUACCAAGAUUUAAAAGUGAGACAAAUGGUCAGUGAGAAAAAAAUGGAAGAUGGUAUAUAGUCCUGUUUAGAACCUAGUAGGUCAGAACCAUCUUGGUGAAUGUGUACUAUGGAAACCAUCCAUAAGAAGUAUCACCAGACUAUAAUUAUUAUGUUUGUAAAGAAAGAGAUCAAAGCUGUCUAGAAUUUGGAAGGGUUUACAUAUUAUGAUUCUAAAGCAGUAUUGGGCUGGCCAUUGGCCCAUUUGUUCAAAAACCAUAAAUUGUUGCCUGAAUUUCGAAGUGUCUUGAAAUCCUAGGCAGAUGAGGAGAAGUCUAAUCUCCAGGGCAGUGAAAGGAAAAUGGCACCCUCCUGCAUGAGAAUCCUCUCAUUGGUCAUGUUUCGAAUUUAGACCUAGACAUGCGAGCUGUGGUUAGGCUUGGGGAGAGAGCAGCGGGAAAAGUGACAAUGAUUUUGGCCAGCCCUGCCUGUACAUACACAUGCACACCCUCUCUGAUAUUUUUGUCCUUUAGAUGUUCAAAUACUCCUUUCAAAAAUAGUCCUCGUGUUUGCAAUUUAGGUUCAUUUUGUCCAAAUAUAUAUGCAUUUUUAAAAACAAUGUCCUCAGUGCUUACGUAGUAAUUUUAUUUUAGCCAGAUCUUUUCUUUCUUGUUUGUGAUGAACCAGUUUGGGUUUGUUUUUUAAGCUUCCUCUUGGUCACUAAUCUCACUUGGCACGUUCUAACUAAAGGGGUCCCCUCAGUUCAAAAGACUAGAUGGAUACAAAAGUUCAGACCAUGGGCUUCAUUGGUUUAGAACACAUGGUAUUUCUCCACAAGGUAACCUGCUGUAUUUAUUUAUUUUCUUUUGGUUUAAGUAUAAUUUCCAAACUUUGUGGUCAGGCAGCGUCUAAAGUUACGUUACCACAGACUGACAGUUGGUAUAUGUACCAAUCAAUCCCUUCAUUAGAUUUAUACAGGUUUAGUUAAGUAGCAUUAAAUAGGAUUCUUAGAAGUUUGCUCUUCAUAGUACUUUUAAUACAUAAGGCUUUGUAAAACUAUCCAUGAAGGGAAAGCCUCAGCAUAACUGCUCAGGGAAAUAGGGCUAAAUAACUGAACAUUAAAUAAUUGGUUAAAGGUGCUGUUAGUCGAGCCUCAAUGCUUGCUACACAGAUGUAUGUACAAGGACUGACUUUAAUAAUUUGCAUUAUAUUGUCCCAACCAGUAGUUUAUUUUUUGCCACGGAGAUGUAGAAGAUAUUACAAGCUGCUGGAUGCACUGUCAGAUUAACUUAUUUCAUUAAAGAAGUUGGGAGAACAAAUAGGAAAAAAAAAAAACCUUAUUUUUCUAGUAAAUAUUAAUGUAUUACAUUUCAAAUAAUGGUGCCUGACAUAUUGAAUAAUUAUUUUCUACAGUGUACGUAUGCAACAAAGAUAUUCCAUCAUGCAUUAGAGUCAGUUCUGGCUCUGCCUAGCUGUUUACAUUUGCAAAUGUAGCAAACAAGGUAAUGAAGCAACUAUUUCUAUUGCGGUAGAUAUCUUUUGUGUGUGUGUGUGUGUGUGUGUGUGUGUGUGUGUGUGUGCAUUAAAGUUGUAAACGGUAACAUGAAACAAAUGAAAGUUCUUGAUAUAAUGGUAUGACAAACAAGAAGGAAAUAAAAAUAUUUUUAUGCCUACUUAGGAAAAAAAGGGUAGCACUAUUCAUUCCAAGUACUUUUUUUUUUUAAUUUUUAAGCUCUUAACUCACAUUGUUAUGCUUAAAGUGAUAAACAUAUAUCCUCUUUUUAUUGCUUUGUCUAUGUUUCAGAUGACACAUUUCAGAAAUUAUUUUGAUAAGUGCUGCUGGAAUCUGCAGCACUGAUGUUUUUAUUGCAUUCUGUAGUCGCAUUUGCACUCCAUUUUUACAUUAAUUCGCAGUUGCUUUGUAUUGUUUUGUUUUGUUUGGGUUUUGUUUCUUUUUCACAGUGCCAGGUCUUCGUUUCUUUAAAUGGAUGACAGGUAGAGUUCAACCAGUUUGUGACUGUUGUAGUGAAUGAAGUUAAAAAUGUCUGUCUGAUGUUGUGUUGUCAUUUCCAUUCUUGCAUUUUCAUUUUCAUGUUUAAAAAAAAGAAAAGAGAGAGAGAGAGAGAGAGAAAGAAAGAAAUCAGGACUAAGCCUUCUGCUUCAGUUUCAUUUUUAAAGGGUCCUAUUCCGAUCUUACCUGUCAAGUAGCUCUAAUAUAAUUCACAUGAACUGAGAGAGGUGGAAUGAGGGGCUUGGACAUUCAAAUUAUGUGAUGUCAUUUAUCUUUCUUAGGAAUUUUGAUGAAUGCAUCUCAAAAUGUACAGGCAGAUUGGAGAGGUGACAAAGAUCUAAACAAGAGGAGAUUUCCCAAACAACAAAACUAUAUUUAAUUUUUUUAGUGAAAGGACUAGAAACAAAGUGCACUGUGGCAAUCUGCAAGUAACAUGAUAUGUGGACUGCUCAAAUCAGAAAAUACCCGAAGUUUGGUCAACUUGGGUAGUAGUACAGGUAUGACUUUUUGGGCAAAACUACUCCUUAAGCAGUUUCUCCAGUGUGUUUCUCGUUUCUCAGACACAAAUAGGUUGUUCUUUUUUGAUAUAUAUGUCUUUUUUUUAACCUGUUUUUUUGUUUUUGUUUUUAUUUUUCUCAGACAGACAAGUAGUAACGGUUAGCAAUGGAAAUACAUAUCACUGUUCUUGGAAUAUUUAUGGUCAGUCUACUUUUGGUAGAAUAUUCUUAGAUAGCAUUGACACAAUAGAUCUUAUUCCGUAUUCCUUUAUUAUUGAUUAUUUUAUUUUAUUUUUUCCCAUAUUUUGAUGGGGAAGAGGUUGGGCUAUUAAAAAAGAUGAAAAUUUAUCACAACACUAAAAUACCUCUUAUUUUUUUGACUUAUGAAAGCCUUCAUUCCAGCUCUCAAAAUAUAUUACAAAACUGAUUGGUUAGUGUCUUUAUUUUUAUUUGGGUUUAAGAUUUCGGAAUCAUUUUGUCUUAAAUUAUGAUUUUAAAUGAGCUAUUUAGGUACUUAACAUUUUUUUUUUUUUGAGGACUUUCAAAAUGACUUAGGAAUUUUCCCUCUUGGAAAAGGCUUUCCCUAUGAUAAAAACUAUACGCCAGCUAAAAUUGUAUGUCAUUUAAAAACUGUAAGUCUUUUAAAAGUACAUGUCCAUAUUCUGAAUUGGGCUUUGGAUCAAACUUUAGGCCAAAACCAGCUCAUGCAUUCUCAUUCUUUUUCUCACUCUUUCUCUCUUCAUCUCUCACCCAUAUAUUCAUAUUGUUGUUUGGGAUAGAAAAAUCAUAAAGAGCCAGCCCACCUCAGAAGAUUGUGGACUGAGAGACACUACUCAGUACUCUUAAGUAUAUGAGAAAAGGAUGGAGCUCUCACGGUUAACACGUUAACUCUGUAGUUCAAAAGGAGAAGAGUGUGCCCAUUCUUUCUAUAUGACAUAUUGAGAUGUUCUUUUAAAAAAUCAACUUUUAAGAUAGUGAUGUUUUCUUCUAAACUGUUCUCUUUUAGUAAAGGUAGUUUUUAGAAAGCAAGCAUGGGGAUUUUUUCUAAGGUAACAUUAAUGAGAAGAAGAAAAAAAGUGAUUAUCUUAACAGCUCUUUGUUGAAGCCUGUGGUAGCACAUUAUGUUUAUGAUUGCACAUGUGCACAUAAUCUAUGAUGAUCCAAUGCAAAUACAGCUCCAAAAAUAUUAAAUGUAUAUGUUUUUUAAAAUGCCUGAGGAUAUAUGUUUUUCUUAAUUAAAUGAAGAGUAUCAGUACUGCUACCAAAAUAAUGAUUAGCCUCCUCCUGUGUGGCAACGAAACAUCACCAGGUGACCUGUCUUAAGACCUCUGAAUUGCCUGCCUGUUUAGUAAGUGAACAUGAACACAGUUCUAGAGAGAGAAGAUCUAACAACCCGCGGUGGAAGCAUGAAGAAGCUGGUGGUCAGCUUCUGUGCCAUAUGCCAGCUUUUUGCCUAAAGUUUACUUUGAGCUCACAGCUUCCUGUGUUUGGGUUGAGAGCCAUGAUAAAAAAAAAAAAUGCAAGGCAUCUUUGGUGAGUGAGUAGGUGAAAGCUUGCUGACUGUCCUAGAUCACAGGAGAAAAUGGAGGAAUUGAAAUCCAACCUGAAUAUGAGACUAAAGAUGCUAACCAAAGGUAGGUACUACUAAGUGGAAUUCUAUUAGCAGGCAACUGUAAAUGAGAAGAGGAUAGCAAGACAUGCACCGGGACUUGGAAGGGCUGUGUUAUUUUCCCAAAGAAAGACUUGGCCAAGGGCAGAAGGCAUGGCUUCUUUGCAGUGCACUUCCUUUUGGUUUUCAGUUAGCGUUUCAUAGACAGUGGACCCACGUGUUCCUGCUAGCGGUUAAUGGUUUAGAAAGCAUCAACAGUUAUCUGCAGUAAUUAGGACCUAUGGAAGAUGCUAGGUUGAAGUGUGUCAAGUCAGGGAUGAAGAAAAUGUGAAAUUCAACAUUGGUCCACACAUGGAAACUGGAUAAUGUAUGCUCACAUGUUGUUCUCUUGAAAAGUAGAGCUAGAAGCUUCACUCCGUCCUACACCAGAGAAAAGCAGGAGUAACUUUACAAGGAAAUAACGUUUAGCCUUUCUUCAUCAGAGAAAACGGUCCCUCAAGACCCAUGAGUCCCAAAACUGUAUACUGAUUUUUACCCCUGGUUUUUUUUUAAUUGUAUGACCUGCAACAAAUCACUUUUUUCUUUUUGUGCCUCAGGUUCCUCACCUGUAAAAUGGAAAAAAAAUAUAUUAAUAAUAAUAAUAUUAAUAAUAAUAAUAAUAAUAAUGGUAAUGUAGUACUUGUUUGUAAAGCACUUUGAGAUCCUUGGUUGAAAGGCACCAUGGGAGUGCCAAGUAUUAUUAUAUGGCCAAGGGGCUUAUUUAAACUCUCAGUUCCCAAGGGCCAGGAAAGGUUGGGGUCAUUUUUAUUAAAUAAGAGCUGUAAAUAUCAUAAUUAGGCAGCCUAUAGCGUUGACUAUGAAGAGGCAAAACUAUUACAAGGCUGAUAAAACCAUAGUUUCUUAAUGGCUACCAAGAGGGCAAGUAUCACAAUAAGAAAUGCCAAAUUCCUUUGGGUGACAACAUGAAUAAUUUGGGGGGGUGGGAUGGGACGGGAAACAUCUCAAAAUGCCGAUGUAAAAUUCACCUACAGCAAUAUUCACCAGCAGAAAAUGUCUUUCAUAUGGAAUGAUUUCAUGUUGCUAAGAAAAAAUUCAAUUUGUAGUCCUGAUUUGAAUACUAGAAUGUUGGCUAUAAUAGUUCUGUUCUUACAACACAUGGAAUUUUUUUUGUUUUAUUUAAUUUUGUUUUCAUAGUGCAUGUUCAUUUCUACUCACAAACAUGUUCUUGGUGUAUUUCUUAUGCAAACAAUCUUCAGGCAGCAAAGAUGUCUGUUACAUCUAAACUUGAAUAAUAAAGUUUUACCACCAGUUAUACAUAA
Molecule: messenger RNA, 10318 nt
Organism: Orcinus orca (killer whale)
Lineage: Eukaryota; Metazoa; Chordata; Mammalia; Artiodactyla; Delphinidae
Gene: TRPS1
Product: transcriptional repressor GATA binding 1
Exons: 8
Coding region: 855-4736 (1293 amino acids)
Biological process (GO): regulation of transcription by RNA polymerase II
Cellular component (GO): nucleus
Molecular function (GO): RNA polymerase II transcription regulatory region sequence-specific DNA binding; zinc ion binding; DNA-binding transcription factor activity
Source: RefSeq, a predicted model, not a curated record